AAAACCUUGAUAACAACUUUCCUUUAUUAUAACACGAAUGACAAAAAAGCACACUAUCCAAAAUCUCUCAUAGUUUCCCCAUUGCCCUUUCUUUGCUUCACGUUAGCUUCCUCUGAACAAUGGCUGCCACCGCCGCUGCUGCAGCUACAUCCUCUUUUAUGAGCACCCGCCUCCCUGAUGUCUACAAAAGAUCAGGGAGAGUCGUGGCCAGGUUUGGCUUUGGCGGCAAGAAAGCUGCCAAGAAAGUCUCAAAGUCAAAACCAACCUCCGAUCGCCCUCUAUGGUACCCGGGAGCUGUGGCACCCGACUGGCUAGACGGAAGCUUGGUUGGUGAUUACGGGUUCGACCCUUUUGGCUUGGGGAAGCCUGCAGAGUACUUGCAAUAUGAUUUGGAUUCUUUGGACCAGAAUCUGUCAAAGAACAUGGCGGGUGAGAUCAUUGGGACCAGGACUGAGGUUUCGGACGUAAAGGCAACACCGUUUCAGCCCUACAGCGAGGUGUUUGGUCUACAGAGGUUCCGUGAGUGUGAGCUGAUUCAUGGACGGUGGGCCAUGUUGGCUACUCUGGGUGCGCUUGCUGUCGAAUGGCUUACCGGAGUUACCUGGCAAGAUGCCGGCAAGGUUGAGCUAGUUGAGGGGUCAUCUUACCUCGGCCAACCCCUUCCAUUCUCCAUGACAACAUUGAUUUGGAUCGAAGUCUUGGUGAUUGGAUACAUUGAGUUCCAAAGGAACGCAGAGCUUGACCCUGAGAAGAGGCUGUACCCUGGAGGAAAGUACUUUGACCCCCUUGGCUUGGCUUCUGACCCCGAGAAGAAGGCUACCCUUCAAUUGGCUGAGAUCAAGCAUGCUCGACUUGCCAUGGUUGCUUUCCUGGGCUUUGCAGUCCAAGCUGCUGUAACAGGCAAAGGUCCUCUCAACAACUGGGCUACCCAUUUGAGUGACCCCCUUCACACGACCAUUAUUGACACCUUCACCUCUUAAAAGAUUCCUUUGCUUUGAGUUGAUUUUACUCGAUGUACUAUUUGUAUGUGCCUUCUAUGUUGUAAAAGUGUAUAACAUUACAGUUUCAGCAGAGAAUGCUAUUAGCUCAUA
This is a messenger RNA of Durio zibethinus, 1091 nucleotides long. RefSeq names its product chlorophyll a-b binding protein CP29.1, chloroplastic-like. The record is from RefSeq and is a predicted model, not a curated record. NCBI's taxonomy places the organism in Eukaryota, Viridiplantae, Streptophyta, Magnoliopsida, Malvales, Malvaceae. Gene Ontology annotation, biological process: photosynthesis, light harvesting. Gene Ontology annotation, cellular component: membrane.